Messenger RNA from Columba livia (rock pigeon), 1772 nucleotides. RefSeq names its product protein phosphatase 2 catalytic subunit beta (gene PPP2CB). Gene Ontology annotation, biological process: mitotic cell cycle. Gene Ontology annotation, cellular component: cytosol. Lineage: Eukaryota; Metazoa; Chordata; Aves; Columbiformes; Columbidae. The record is from RefSeq and is a predicted model, not a curated record. The coding region runs from base 156 to 1085 and encodes 309 amino acids. Gene Ontology annotation, molecular function: protein serine/threonine phosphatase activity. The transcript is spliced from 7 exons.
GGUGGGCGUGGCCGGAAGUGCGCAGCGCCGGGGGCUGAGGGGGGUUCCGCCAUUACGCGGUGCCGAGUAGGCCGCGGGUCCCGGUUGUUGCGCCGCUCCCGUUCAGGCGGGCCCGGGCCCCCCUCCGCCCUCCCGGUCCGGCGGGCAGCGCCGCCAUGGAGGAGAAGGGUUUCGCCAAGGAGCUGGAUCAGUGGAUCGAGCAGCUGAACGAGUGCCGGCAGCUCAGCGAGAGCCAGGUCCGCAGCCUGUGCGAGAAGGCUAAAGAAAUUCUUACGAAAGAAUCGAACGUGCAAGAGGUACGUUGUCCCGUCACCGUCUGCGGGGAUGUCCACGGUCAAUUCCACGAUCUUAUGGAACUCUUUAGAAUUGGUGGCAAAUCCCCAGACACAAAUUACCUGUUCAUGGGAGACUACGUGGACAGAGGCUAUUACUCGGUGGAGACGGUGACUCUUCUAGUAGCAUUAAAGGUGCGUUACCCAGAACGCAUUACAAUACUGAGGGGCAAUCACGAAAGCAGACAAAUUACACAAGUGUACGGCUUCUAUGACGAAUGCCUGCGGAAGUACGGCAACGCCAACGUCUGGAAGUAUUUCACAGAUCUGUUUGAUUAUCUGCCGCUUACAGCUCUAGUAGAUGGCCAGAUAUUCUGUCUCCACGGUGGCCUCUCUCCAUCCAUAGAUACACUGGAUCAUAUCAGGGCUCUGGAUCGCCUGCAGGAGGUUCCACAUGAGGGUCCCAUGUGCGACCUGUUGUGGUCGGAUCCGGACGAUCGCGGCGGCUGGGGUAUAUCGCCACGCGGCGCCGGCUACACCUUCGGGCAAGACAUUUCCGAAACCUUCAACCACGCCAACGGCCUCACGCUGGUCUCCCGCGCUCACCAGCUCGUCAUGGAGGGUUAUAACUGGUGCCACGACCGAAACGUGGUGACCAUUUUCAGCGCGCCCAAUUACUGCUACCGCUGCGGAAACCAGGCUGCUAUCAUGGAACUAGACGACACUUUAAAAUAUUCCUUCCUUCAGUUUGACCCCGCGCCCCGCCGUGGAGAGCCCCACGUUACCCGCCGCACCCCAGACUACUUCCUAUAAACCUCACCUUGGUCAGAAGGGAGUUAACAUCCGAUGUUUCUAAAGAGCAACAAGAUUUCCACAUUUCUGUAAGAAACCGGGGUUCGUCUCGACUUGAAAAUCCCCAUGAUGGACCAAAACGUGCCAUACAGAGGAUAAAGAGCGCGGAGCACAACCUGAGACUGAAUUCCUUACAACACUAUCUCCCCCGUCCCACGCAGUCCGGCCGUCAUUUGCCUGCUGUAUUAGUAGUCGUCGUUUCUGGGUUUAUUGUUUUCUUCUGGACUGUUCAGAGAGGAAAAGAAUUAACAACACUUCCAUCUCCUUUUGAUGCUUCUUUGUACAUUUGUUUUCUUUUUUAGUUCUAGUGUUUAACUGGCAUGAAUUAGAGUUGAUUUCCGAGGGAAACGCACACUAACUUCUCCCCCCACCGCUCUUUAUUUUAUCGAACGACCCCCGUCGACUUAACUGGAGAAAGGAAGCGAUUCCUGCUUGGGAGCACGUUGUCAUAACACGGAUCAAAACGUUCCCUUUCGAGCUUAAUUCCCCUUUUCUCUCCAAUUCUUGAAUCCUGACUUUUUGGGGUUAUUUUGGGGGGGGGGGCGAGGGGGUGGUUUGUUGCUUUCCCCUCUGUAUAUUUGUCCUGGAAGUGCUUGCAAUCCUUUUUUCCCCCCCAAAACCCAAUAAACUUGCCGUUGUCAACCCCAA